Pseudomyrmex gracilis is the source of this 3513-nucleotide messenger RNA. RefSeq names its product homeobox protein rough-like. Gene Ontology annotation, biological process: regulation of DNA-templated transcription. Lineage: Eukaryota; Metazoa; Arthropoda; Insecta; Hymenoptera; Formicidae. The transcript has 4 exons. Gene Ontology annotation, molecular function: DNA binding; DNA-binding transcription factor activity, RNA polymerase II-specific. Bases 2164 to 3081 code for a protein of 305 amino acids. The record is from RefSeq and is a predicted model, not a curated record.
CAUCGAUUUCCGCCCGUCACCCUAUUGGUCCAGCAUCCAGCAUCCGCCUCCGCCUCGCUCCGCCACCCCGUUAGAUAAAUCUCACGCGAACGUGAAACAAUCAGAUCAUCCAGGCAACCACAGAGGGUAGGGGGUUAGAGGGACUGGUUUAUAAUGACAGCGGGUGUCGCGGAGAGUGCUGCCGAAGUUUUUAGCCGCCGCGCGUUUAAUAGCGGCCGGGCUUGCUUGUUACGUUAUUAUUAUUAUUGUUGUUGCUAUAUUGUUAACCGGUGCUUAAUUUAGUACGAGAUUUUUGAGAUUCGGAAUGAUAUAAAUGUCGAAUUUAAUGUGCGAAUAUUAAAAUAAUGUUAUUACGGAACAUUUCAUAUGAAAUAAUAUUAAAUUGACAAUGGUUGGAUUUUAUGGGAAAUUUUCUAUUAUAAUUUCUAGUCUUUUCGCCCAACAAUUCAACCCAAUUUCACAAAUUGAAACUUAUUCAAUAAAAUUGCAGAAGAAAGCAUAUUCUGCUAUUACACACCUCUCAUUCGGUGAUAAAAAAAAAAAAAAAAUCAUUAAAAGAGAUAAGUUAAAUCUUAAGCGUGUCAAAUAUGUCAAAAAACUACGAGAUGUGAGUCUGGAUUUCAAAGAUCUACAGAUUCUCAUGAAGUUGAGUGUUUGGAAUUGAAUACUCUUGGGUUUCUUGCUGAUUAAAAAAAAAAAAAAGAAAAUAAAACAAGAUCCGUAUCAACAAUAGACUGUAUGGAAAGAAGGAGUAUCUCGGUUUCAAUCAAAGAUAUAGAAGUCGGAGGGGAAGCAUUUGAAUGCUUAUAAUAAGUAACGAUCAGGACGUAUCAGGAUGCAUCGUUUCAUCGCGAAAAAAUCGAGAACAGAAUGAAUCCUCGUAAUAAUAAUCUCGCUGUUCACGCUAAACCGCGCGUGAUUCUUCGGUUUCCGUGUUCGGUGGAAGCCCCCUUUUCAUUUUCUCGAGAGAUGACGCGUGAUUGGUAUCGCAGUUAUUGAAAUAAUAAUCCCUAGCCUUUUCCCCUUCGCUGUUUUUCGCGAAUAAACUCGAUGAGUGUUCGAACAGUAAAAUCUGAAUGAAUUCGAGUAAUCGAUUUUGAAUAAUCUUGCAAUUUAGAAUUCCAAGUCGGUAUUUUCUGACGGAAUAAAUUCCGAAUUACAGUUUCUAGAGCAAGCCAAGUUCAAUCGCAUAUUUCUGUAAUAAUCGUCAAUCCGUGGCGUUCGAAGCAAACUGACAUCCGAAAAGAUUUAAAUCGGGGACACUCCGCGAGUUCCUCUCGUGUUUAUCCGUUCAAGAAGAAGUGAAACUUUUGGCCGUGCGAAUGUGGUCGCACGUGCGGCUUCGCAUGGGGGCGGCGCAGCGCUGUAUGAGAAAGAGAGGGUGGCCGAGGGUGGAGAGAUGUGCGUGGGAGGGGAGUAUCUCCCUACUUUGGUCUUUUUACCCUAGCCAGCACGAGGUGCGAGAAUGGAGGACAGCCAGGUGAUUCAGACGCGCAUGCCACCCCGCAGAGACCGACGUUCCCGAGCUCGCGAAUCCGUCACACUUCACAAUCCGCCUUCAAAGUACCACAUAGUGCGUACCCCAUCUUGGGAAGUUCCAACGGGAAUUACUUAUUUAUCAGUGUUCCAGUGUGAAGUUGUUAACGAAAGUUUGAUUUAUAAAAUUGCAACACAUAAAAGUGAACAAUAAAAUUUCGUGACACAUGACAAGACAUGAUUGAUAAAUUCAAAAGUUCAUCGGGAAAAAAGUUUUAUUGUCGAAGAGGCAAGAAUUAACUACUUAAAAAAAAAAAAAAACAACCAAAUUUUGAAUUUUUUCGAAUAUUAAGAUUUUCAAAUUAUCCGGCCCGCAUUACUCGACUAAUUUAAAUGUUAGACCAACUCGAUGACACUUGCUACAUCGAAUAAUUCGAAUAUUAGAGUCGAAUUGUUUUGAGUACCGAAUAUCUGGAAUUUCUUUGAGUUUCUUUGUUUUUUUUUUUUGCCAUUUUCGAUGGCAUUGGAUGUGAAAAAUCCCGAAUCGUUUCGUUCGAUAGGAUUAUUGUGCGACAAUCGUUGAAAUCCUUGUUUCUUUUUCGUCUUAAAAAGAAAAAUAAUCUUACGUACACAGAGAGUCUUUCCAGACCUAUGGACUGUCAAAUCUAGAUUUUGUUGUUCCGUCAAAUGUCUGCAAAGAAGACGAGACGACCAUCUUCGCCGAGACGUUUCUUUGCGCGACUUUACGGCCAUUUAGAGGCGACCAAGAAAACGCAGGAUGACGAGGACGAGGAUUGCGCUAGAGAGAGUCUGGAUUCGUCGCCGGAAAUCACAGAAACCCCGCGCGAACUUCCCGAUUCGCCCGAAUCGCACAAAACUCUGCAUGCGUCACAUUCCAAAGAUCUUAUUGAGAAGGCAUCGGACGACGCCGCGAAACGUAAAACGUUCGACGACAAGGAAGUGGAAAAGAAUUCGGUGCUCGCGGGUGUAAGAUUGCCUUUCUUGCACGGAUUUUUUCCGAGAGCGCCCAGUCACCCUUUGCACCUGACACAGCUCACACAUCCGUCUACGUUGCCGGCGCAUCUUCAUGGUUUGUCGAGCCAUCACCCUAUGACCGAGCAUCACUUCCAAGGAUUCUCCGCCUUCCUAGCGCGCAGAAGAAGAAAAGAGGGCCGGCCACGACGACAGAGAACAACGUUCAGCGGUGAGCAGACUCUGAGGUUGGAGGUCGAGUAUCGGCGAGGCGAAUACAUCUCGAGGGGACGUAGGUUCGAGCUCGCAGCCUCGUUGAGGCUCACCGAGACGCAAAUUAAGAUCUGGUUUCAAAACAGGCGUGCCAAGGACAAAAGAAUCGAGAAGGCGCAACUGGACCAGCAGUACCGAAACUUUGCCGUGUCGAACGGUUUGGUGAAUCUGCCGCUUUACAACGCGGCAGGAUUCUGCGGCCUCUGUUUGUACAAGGAUAACUACGGGUCGAUGACUAACCACACUUGCGUAUCCGGCAAUUCCAUCAUUGCCGACCCGUCCUCGAAGGAACAGCCGCGUUACAGCAGCAGCGGAAGCGAGACGUCCGACAAUCCAUCGAAUCUCGUGUCUACGAUUUAAAUUAUAUGAAUCCUAACGCGAUGUCUCUAUGUUUAUUUAGUGCGUUAACGACACGCAACACCGUUUUUGUUAUGAUCUUUUACAUUAAAAUGUUUGACAUCCGUAAGGAUAAAAAGCGAUAGAUCUCUUCGAAAAAAAAAAAAAAAAACUUCCAUCUCUUGAGAAUUAACGAGUUUUCUCGAAACAAAUGUGAAUUUAAAAUAAAUUAUCUAUGAUAAAAGUAGUUUAAUUUGUACAAACACUUACCUACUUUUGUGAUUUCUUGCUUCUUACUAGCAAGCUUGAUAUAAAAUCCAAUUGAUUGAAUCGAAUAUGAUAUGAAAUGUCAAAACGAGAUGCCAUCGGAAAACUCAAUCCAAUUACGAUAAAUCACAAUAGUAAUGUAGUUAACACAGUACAUGUAGUUGCGUUAUUAUUUAUAUGAUAAUUAUA